Molecule: messenger RNA, 2130 nt
Organism: Habropoda laboriosa
Lineage: Eukaryota; Metazoa; Arthropoda; Insecta; Hymenoptera; Apidae
Product: protein fem-1 homolog CG6966
Exons: 9
Coding region: 42-1997 (651 amino acids)
Molecular function (GO): protein binding
Source: RefSeq, a predicted model, not a curated record
GGAGCGUUCAUAUUGUUUUAUUUGUUGGUUGAUCGUUGACUAUGCUGCAACUCAUUAGGGAAACAAUGUUAAAAGAAUACGAUGAUUCACCAACUGGGGUGGAUUGUGAAUUAUUAUUCUGUAUUCUUAUGGAAGAAUGUAAACAUGUCUCACCCGAAGGACACUUAUCAAUAGAACUAAGAAAUUCUUUAGAAAGACAUAAAACAACAGUAAGAAAAAAAAUUGUGUCAGAGCUUCAGAAUGGUUGUGCUCCUUUAUUCAUUGCGUGCAACAGAGGAAUUGUAGAAAUUGUGAAAUACCUUAUAACAGUGUGUCAUGCAGAUAUUGAACAGAAAGGAAGGUAUGAGAUACCUGAUGAUCGAUCAGUGCAUUAUGUUACACCAUUGUGGUGUGCAGCAGUUUCUGGAAAACUUCCAGUAGUUAAGUGGCUGGUAUAUUAUGGGGCUAAAGUUAAUGAACUUUCAGAUUCUGGUUCAACUGCUGUGAGAUCAGCUUGUUUCAUGAGCUACAUAGAUGUUGUUAAAUAUCUGGUAGAGAAUGGUGCUGAUAUACUUAUACCCAAUUUUAGUGGUGGAACAUGUUUGAUAAACUCUAUACAGACUGUAGAAUUAUGUUCCUUUCUCAUAUGCAGCGGUGCUGAUGUAAAUGCAACAGAUAUUCAAAAUAAGACUGCCUUACAUUAUGCUGUUCAGGAGCAUAGGCUUGAAACAACUAAGCUUCUCCUGAAGCAUAAUGCAGAUCCUUACCUCAGAUCUAGAUAUAAUGAUGAUGCUCUUCAAACAGCAUGUUUAAAAGCAGCUAUUGAAAUUUUUGAAUAUUUAGUGGAAACAAUACCUUAUACUCCUGAAAGAUUAGCAGAUGCACAUGAAUUAAUGGGAGCUACAUGUUUUGAUGAUAAUAACAAUACUCAAAAUGCAUUAAAAUUUUGGCGUACUGCACUAGAUAUUAGAAGUGCUAAUGCAGUAAAUGGUGUUCCUUUACCAAAAAGGCCUGUGCUACCGAAACGUGAAAUAUACAAAAAUGCAACUGAAUUUACAACAAUAGAAGAACUUAAUGAAAUUGCACUUGAUUUAGAUGCUACGAGAAUACAAUGUUUAUUAAUAUGUGAAAGAAUUUUGGGUCCACACCACAAGGAUACGUUAUUCCGACUAAUGUUUAGAGGAGCUUUGUAUGCGGAUGCAUUCAUGUAUCAAAAUUGCAUCGAUUUAUGGCACAGAGCAUUAGAAAUUCGGGUGGAAAAAGAUUCGAUUUUACAUGCAGAUACGUGUUAUACUGCUCGAGCUCUUAUAAGACUCAUGGUUGAAUUAAACGAGAAAACGUUAGAGGCUGUAGAUCACAAUCAAGAUAAAGAAAAACCCAGGUUUUGCGAUGUAGUAGCAAUAUUUAAAUUACUUACGAGUCAGUUAAUAGAAGCUAAGGAACUCUUGGAGAAACGGCCAGUACAUAAGCGACAACGAGAGAGCUACGAACGAAUCUUAAAAUGCGUGACAUAUCUCAUUUACUUAUUGGUACAAACGGGAACAUCAGACGAGGAAAAGGCACUAACCAGAAAAUUAGUCCGUAAUUUAGUUAAACAAGAUCCUAGGUCCGCGUACACGGAAGAUACGUUGUUACAUUUUUGCGUUUGGAAAACGAAUACUACAAUUUUUCCUCAUUUAGAAGUUGUUCGGUUACUUUUGGAAUGCGGAGCAAAUGUUAAUGCGAGAAAUGAAUGGCGGUCAACACCCCUGCACAUAGCAAGCGAUCCAUAUAAUUUUCAAAAUUCGAUAGUAAAAUUAUUGCUGGACUAUGGUGCACAUUUGGAUAUACCAAACAAAGCAAGAAUAACUCCGUUGCAGUUAAUAUCCUCUAAUUCAAUGAACACCGUGAACCUUAUGAAGUAUAUUACUCUUCGAUGUUACGCUGCCCAAGCUAUUUUGAAAUACGGCAUUCGCUGUAGAACAGACACAGAUGUGCCUGAAACACUGUACCAAUUUGUGGAAUCUCAUAGAGAAUAAUGAAUAGUAAGUGGAAAAUGUACAUUCACAUUUCUCCUUUCAAUCACUUAUAGAACAAAAUUCAAUUGUAAAAGACGCACCAAUGUUUACUACACAAAUGUAUAUACGUAUAUAUAUAUAAUAUUUUUCCAAA